Messenger RNA from Ostrea edulis (European flat oyster), 7846 nucleotides. RefSeq names its product adhesion G protein-coupled receptor L3-like. The record is from RefSeq and is a predicted model, not a curated record. Gene Ontology annotation, cellular component: membrane. Gene Ontology annotation, molecular function: G protein-coupled receptor activity. Lineage: Eukaryota; Metazoa; Mollusca; Bivalvia; Ostreida; Ostreidae. Bases 547 to 4209 code for a protein of 1220 amino acids. Gene Ontology annotation, biological process: negative regulation of angiogenesis; cell surface receptor signaling pathway; adenylate cyclase-activating G protein-coupled receptor signaling pathway. The transcript is spliced from 35 exons.
ACACAAUAACUGAAUGAGUGAUUACUCCCUGGAUCCCAACAAGGCGUUGCCUUGGAUUCUCUGUGGGCCUCACGGCGGUUCCCUGGCCAUCUGUCUUAUUUUCCGGACCCUCAUUUGAUUUUGCCUUUGACGCCUUUGAGUCUAAGAUGCUUUGUAAAUGAUAAUUAUCUGAUGCUAGUUAAGGAGACUGUUGACGACAUGCUUGUCAUGGCGGCGCAAUAUUCACUACUGUUUAAAAAUUCACUGAUAGGUUUCUGCAGCGCCCAUUUUCAAGUAUCAGAGCUACCAGGUCAAAUAGUGAGAUGGUUUAUAUUUUACACAUGUAGACGGAAUUAAGCAGAGAUUAAAGUACUGCACUUGAUCAUUUUUUUUGUUCAUCCUAAAAACACUUCAUGAUUUAGAGAAGUCCUCACGUAAACUCACAAACAAGAGGCUGCAACACAGUGUGUGUCUUCCUUGUCUGUCGAUUUUCAGACGACAUUAUUCAGUGGGAAAACGUGGUGACGUUUACAUACAGAGACUUCAACAAGGAUCGACUAUCAGAAAAUGAGGACAAAACUAUACGUUUUCCAGCUCUUCUUACAGUAUAUUACAACGGUAUAUUCGUGUAAGACAUCCCAGAAAAUCCUCCUCCAGCCUUACUCGGGAACUGCCAUUGCUUAUCCGGAGAAUUAUCCGACCGGGACAGGCUAUGGCAUAAACUUAAACUGUUCCUGGGAAAUAACCGCAGGGGAAGGAUAUCAUGUCAUAAUGUAUCCGACGAGAAUUUCGUGCGGCUCUGACACAACUCUCAAACUAUAUUAUGGUUCCACAACGUUAGCAGAAACAACUGAUUGCGUGAAAUGUCCCGACAUAGUGGGAUAUUGUAGUGAUAUCGUACAGACUAAUUCGUCACAUGUUCUACUGGUUUUAUCCACAUCGUCUUCAUUGGAUAAUGGUGGUUUUCAAUUUUAUUUCAUGGCGGUGAAAACCAAGAGAGCUAAGGUAUGCAACUCAACUGGUACGAAACUGAUGGCAACUAGAAGUCCAAAUUUUAUCACUUCUCCGGGAUUCCCAGCAGAAUAUCCGAAUUUUUUAGACUGUUCCUGGAUAGUGGAACGUGCUGUCACAGAGAGCGAGUCCCAUUUAGUGUUUCAGUUCCGGUCCCAAUUUCUAGAGCCAAAUUAUAUUGGCUGCAGUGAUUACGUCAAGAUAGGCGGACUUGGUGAAUUUUGUGAGGGGUCUGAUGAUUACAUUUUGCAGACCUCUCGUAAUAUGCCAGUAAACGACACGUCGGUGAAUGUGAGAUUUAAAAGUGAUGGAGGCUACGCCCUAAGUGGAUUUGUCUUGGCUUACUAUAUAGAAGAUCCCUUGCUCCCUUGCUCAUGUCAACAUGGAGGGACAUGCUCGAAUUUAACGUGCAUUUGUUCAAAGGGUUAUAAAGGUCCAAACUGUCAAAACGAAUCCCUCACAAUGGUAUCCUUUAGUAGUAGUUCCUCGGAUGUACGUGAAGGUAAAUCGGUGUGGUUUAGAUCGGAAAUAGUGGACAACUUCGACUUUAGAGUCCGAUGGUUUCGGAAGGGAAUUUUGAUAACCAGUGCCUCCACGAGAUAUACAAUGACUUCCUCCCCAUCCAUUAAUGGCACAGAGUUCCACAUGCUGAAUAUAUCACGUGCUCUGCAAAGGGAUACGGGCAACUGGACGGUAAAAGCAUCAAAUGGUGUGACGACUGUAUCAGUGAAUUUUAGUUUAGUCGUUCGCCCAAGCCUUUUGCUGCAGAUGAUGCCUCAAUAUGAUUUCUCGAUUCAAAGUGGUGAAGAAAUAAAUCUUCAAUGUAGUGUUACAAAUGCUGAAUCCCUUAAAGGUUUGACAAACGGAAGUUUGAUUUGGCAGAAGGACGGGAAGGUUAUUUUAUCAGAUUCUGCGUUCAAUAUAAGUACUUUGGAAACAACUGCGACUUUGAGGAAGCUGACGGCAGUACUAGAUGAUUCUGGUAGAUACUCGUGCUCACACUCCGGUUAUCCGGACCCAGUCUAUGAGUCUGUGAAUAUCACAGUGACAAAAAAAGAACAAAAAGUCUGUAGAAACGAGACGUCAGAAGACAUAAUAUGGAAUGCAACGGCUGCAGGAACAACUAAAAAAGAAUCGUGUCCUGAAAAUCAAAAAGGAACUGCGACUAGAUAUUGUGAUACACAAGGUGAUUGGGAACUUCCUAACUUGGUCAAUUGUACUGAUGAAGCUUUUGUGAACGCUUCAAAAGAGCUAGAUAGUUUGAUAGCAGACGGCGUAGAUAACACGGAAAAGUUGCAGGAAACUGUCAACAACACUUUACAGACGAUGAAAAACUUAACUUCAAAGGCCGGUGGACUUAGUUCCGGAGACAUCAGCUCCUCUCUUGAUAUUCUGGACAAGAUUGUCAACGUUACGAAUAUGACAAAUGGAAAAAUCGAGAAGAAGGCUUUCUUCAAGGUCGUUGACAAUGUUUUGUCAACUGACAAUUCGAAAUCAUGGGCUACUGUCAGCGAAAAGACAGCUAAAGGCGCAAGUUCGCUGUUAAAGAGUAUGGACAGGCUUAGUGAAAUUGUCAUCAGAAGUAACAACGUUACUCGUACAACUUUCAGUGGCGAUAAUUUUGAAGUGAGAAUUGACAAAACUAAGAUUGAUGAGAAAGGAAUAAGAUUUCCGGAUGUGUCCUCAAACGGUGUUUCAAACGACACAAAGGAAUUUGCCACAUUUCUUGAGCUGCCAAAGCAAACAGGAAGCGGAAGCAAAGAAAUUAAUUAUGUUGCUGUGAUAUAUAAAACCAUUUCAGAUAUCUUUCCCAAAGCUUCAAAAUCAGAAAGGAGUGUGAAUUCAAAUGAAGCAGAAGAGGCACCUGAUAAGGAGGAUUACGUCAAUUCUGAAAUUCUGUCUCUCACUACACAGACAGAUCUGGAGACGCUGUCACCUCCGCUACAUCUGACUUUUAACCAUAUCAGCAAGAACAAUGACACCGACCUUCAACCUAACUGUGUAUCAUGGAAUUUUACCACAAACAACUGGUCGGAGAAAGGUUGCAAGGUUAGCUUAUCCAACACCACGAGGACAGUUUGCCAAUGCUCCCAUCUCACCAACUUUGCCAUUCUGAUGAGACCAUAUGUGUCAGGAAAGGAGGACAGUGCAUCACUGAAGACUUUAUCUGCCACUGGUGUCAUCCUGUCCAUUGUGUUUACCGUUCUAACGUUCACCAUCUACAUCACAAACUGGAAAUAUAUAAAGAGUGAUCUGAACGUACUGCUGUUAAAUCUAUGCGGAUCCUUGGUUGUUUCCUAUGUAAUCUUCAUUGUGGCCGUGGAAAAGACAAGCGAUGAGAUUGUGUGCACAGUUAUCACAGCCGUCAUUCACUAUCUUUUCCUGGUCACCUUCUUUUGUAUGCUGGGGAUGGGAAUCUACUAUUUCAUGAGCAUCACAGUCACCUACUAUGCCCUGUAUGUUGCAAACAAUUUCAAAUCAAAAUCCAGAGUCCUCUGGUUCCUCAUAGGAGGAUGGGGUAUUCCUUUCGUGAUUGCGGCAUCGACUUUAGGAGGAUUCUGGAGAAAGGGUUAUCACCUUAAAAACUAUUGCUGGUUGUCAAUGGAAAGUGGCUCCCUCUAUCUGUUUAUUAUACCAGUUUGCCUCAUUGCAGUGUUGAACCUAAUUAUUAUUGUCACCUUGAUACGAGUGCUGCUUGCAUCGAGUGCGAUGACAAAAUCAUCAGUCCAAAAAAAGGCUGCGUCCGGACUGAGAUCCCUUGGUACCCUGUUGCCAGUUCUGGGCGUUAAUUGGCUGUUUGGGAUGUUGGCUGUAAACGAAAGUGCAGAGUUUUUUCAGUUUUUGUUCAUAAUAAGCAAUUCAUUACAGGGUUUUUUCAUAUUCGUUUCACACGUGCUGAUGAAUAAAAAGUUGAUGAAGAGUAUGAAGUCCAGAUACCCUGUUCUGGCUGUGCUGACUUUAUCCACGGAGUCGAGCAAAAAGGACCCGACUUCUGUGUCCCGGACUCAGUCGUCUGGAUCUGAUGUUCCACUUAAGGGACUGGGGAAAAAGAAAAGAGCGUCAAAAUUUGGGAAAUUUUCCAAAAAAACAGCCAAAACUAAAAAUGUCCAGAAAUCUGACUCUUUUUUGACAGAAAAAACGGACUUGACAAUGUCGGAAGUCGAAUCAAAGGAGAAGGAGUCAAAUGUCUUAUUAAAAGAAGAACAAACAGAUGUCUGAAUUAUCCAAGAUGUUAUCUACAUUCAAUUUCAUUUAGUACAGGAAAAUUUAUUGAUACGAGUGACAAAGUGAGCCAUCAACAAUUAAUUUCAAACAGAUUUUUCUUAUUUUCUAUAAUAAUAUGUAUUUUUGGAAGAUGCAUUUCACAUUAUAAAUUUUUAAAGUAUCAUUUACACAGCACAAGCAUUGAAUUUUACAUACAAAGUAUUCACCCAAUUCAUUAUAGUACUGUUAACGUAUAUUCAUACCUAAGGGAAGGUUAUGUCAUUCUAUAUAAAUACAUGUAUAUAAAAGGUGUGGGUUUUUUUUUUAAAUAUCGAUCCUAUAUUCCGAAAAUUAUAACAUAGAAUAUAGUGGGGGGAAACAAUUUUCGAAAAUUGAUAUGAUGUAAUUCUAUGAAUAAAAGUAGAUGUUUAACUUCCACUACCGACUGGAAGUAUGAAGUAUUUAGAAUAAAAACAGUUUGUUAUACACCUUAUUUUUGUCCUAUAUAAAACUAUUACAAUUUAUGUUACAUCAAGUCUACCCCAUUUCUAUUGGCGUAUGUAAGUCACGUGAUUCUUGGUCAGCUGCUUUGUUUACGUAAUGGCGAGGUUCACACAUUUAAUUGAUGAUAAAAUAUACAAUUUGUAAGAUGAAAAGGAAAGGAAAACAUGAAAAAUUUAAUUGUUAAUUAGGAUAUUGGGUAUGUUUUCUUUUUAAACUAGUAGAUGCAGGGAUAAAAUUAAUGUACGCAAACAAACUGUCUCGUUAUAAGUUCAAAGUGCAUCUAAAAACACCUACAAAUGAAGGUGUAUAACAAAUCAGUUAUAAACUGCGUCUGUUUUGCUUCACCCUCAAAUUGAUCGACCCGGUCAAUAUAUGUAAUAGGAGAUUUUUGGUCUGUCUAUCUACCUUUUUUAUCCGAAAAAAAAACCCAACUGACCUUGGCCAUAACUUUUGAACAGUUAUAGUAUUUCACGUGUACUCUUUGUGACAAGACCUUUGUUUUGGUACAAAAAUGUUUUACCUCAUGACCUUCACCUUGGAGUUUGAUUUACAUUUGAAAAACUUUAUCCUUACUCACAACUUUUGAAUGGUUAGUGGUAGAUUUAUUUCCCAUAUUUUAUAUGUAUAUUCCUUUUGACAAGACCUAAGUAACAAAACUUUUACUUCAUGACCUUCACCUUGGAGUUUGAUCUACUUCUAAAAAAAACUCUUAACCUUGGUCAAAGUUUUUUAAUACUGAUAAAGCUUUCAUGUUUUUUGUGUGUAUUUCUUUUGACAAGAUCUUUCUUUUGGUACGAAAUGUUUGACUUGGAGUUUUACCUACUUUUGAAAUACAGUUGUACUAACAUACACGUAGCCUGUAACAUUUGAAUGUUUAAUGAUACGACUUUCAUAUUUCACAGGUUUAUUCCUUUUGAUACGACCUUUCUUUGUUUGACCUAAUGACCUUCACCUUGAAGUUUGACUAAAUUUGAAGAAAAAAACCUUGUCCAUGACGUUUGAAUGGUUAGUGAUAGGGCUUUCGUAUUUCACAUUUGUAUUCCUUGUUACAAUAUUUUUCUUAGAGUUCCAUACUUACUUUGCUGCCGUAGGUCAGGGGGAUCAGCGUUUUACAAACACACCUUAUUUCAUUGAACGUUUGAAAGGAUUCAACUCCUAUGAGUACCUUCUGUACUAUUUUAAGGUAUUUGCAAAUAGCUUGCUUAACCUGGGCCGUCAAACAAUCGAUAUAUAUGUAGUAGAAGUUUUGAUUAUCUAAAGAUACAAUAUUUGUUUCACACAAACACGUGGCCUGAUUUUAAUGUGUAUCAUACAAAGGGUCGUCUUUUGGGGACCCGUAAUAAAACUCUGAUAUUCUCAUCAGUUUACGUCAUCAUAAAAAGAGUGGAAUGGAUUUCUUUAUGUCACUGAUCUUUAAAGUUCUUUGAAUCUAAUAAUAUCCUUAUAGGAGUUAUAAAUUAUCACUGUCCCAUGUCCUUCACCUUUUCAUCAUAUACACGUAAAGAUGCAUAAUAACAAACGUUUCGUUGAAUAGCCGUGUUUCGAGUUACUCCGGAACACCCGGGAUUUUUCGUAUUUAGCCACGCCGGUCACGUGAUAUGAGCAAAAUGUUCCACAGGGGUACUUCCGGUUAAUUUUGUUUACACUGGUAACAAAAUUGUUUUUGACAAAAUAUAGAUUUUGCGGCACAAACUGUCGCAAAUCAGAUAAAGGAUAGCAAGGGAUAUAUAUUUACUUGGGAAGAUGUCAAAGUUUACCUUUUCCCAAACCCGGGAAAAGCGUUCACGCAGAGGAAACGAUGGCGUCAUUUGUGUAGAAAACCACGAGCAGCCGAAAUUGAGUGCGAUUAUUACAUUCCGUGAAAGCUGAACCAACAAAGAAACAUCAUUGUUCUAGCCAGUUUGCUUAUAUUAACUUUUAGGAAAACCAAGAGGUUUGUACUGACUCUUAAAAAUAUAAUAUAGACUGUGCAAAAUCUUGUCAAUCUUCAAGAAUAGGUAUACUUGUACCCUCAUCCACAUCUGAGCAGUGUAUGUAUUUUACAACGGUGUUCAUAUAACAUUAAAUAGAGAAUUUCAAUUAUGAACUUAUGGUUCAGGCUCAUAAAAAUUAUGAAGCAAUUUCACAAGGGAGUGAGAGGGGGGGGGGUAUAUAUAUCUGCUAAUUAAAUAAAAUAUGAGAACACCAGAUAAUAUAUCCCUACGGAUCUAUACUAGAAUUUGCAUGAUCAUUUAUUCAAGCUCCAUACUGAUGGUUCAUUCACUGCAAACUUUUGAAUUAUAUCAAAGAACAUUGAUCUUUUCUCCAACUUUUAAUACCAAUCAAGCACAGGCAAUAUGCAUCGCUUGGGGUCGAAUUUACUAUUAAAGAGUACUCUUUAAUAGUAAAUUCGAACACAAGUGAUGCAUAUUGCCUGUGCAAUCAAGGUACUUUACAUGUACAUCAGAUAUGUACAUUUCCACUCAAACUACUUGUAUACAAGAAUGGAACCAGCUGAACAUGAGCCAGGUUAUAUAUUAUAUAUUUGCUCUCCUACCCCUUUGAUUCAGUACUGUGUAAGGAAAUAUACUAUUGGGUAUAUAUAUUUCUUAAAAAGAAUAACAAUUUUCAUUCAUAUUUUAUUCAACAUAUAUAUACACAGGUUGAUAACAAUGGCUGAUCUGCAUAUAAUGACUGCUAGUUAUUGGCUGGUAUGCAGUGAAAGGGAGCUAAAAAGGAGUAAAAAGUUCAUAUCAGCCAGGUAGUGUGGUUUAAAUAAACCAGUGUUAAGGAAUAUCCAGUAAUGGCAUGACAUCAUGAGAGUUUGGCAUACCGACAUUCAGAUGAUUAAUGAUGAAACUGAAGACCUCAAGUGAAAGGCAUGGAAAAUUAUCCUGUUCCCAUUAACCUGGAAAAGAGGAGGGAUGCCACAAUAUUGAUAAUAGACUUUUGUCAAUUUGAGAAGCAAAGAUGUAAAAAAAAAAAUAAAUAAAUAAAUAAAUAAAUAAAUAAUGCUGAAAUUAUAAUUCAUGUAUUUGUUAAAAAUACUGUUCACUGUACAUACAUGUAUAUUUUUUUUAACUUAUUUGGAAAUACAUGAAGUAAUUCAUAUUAAAACUGAAUGUAUGAGUUUUCAUGAUUUUUAUCAAUAAAGCUUACCAUAUUUAUU